This is a messenger RNA of Cryptomeria japonica (Japanese cedar), 1820 nucleotides long. RefSeq lists its product as uncharacterized. Bases 551 to 1306 code for a protein of 251 amino acids. Gene Ontology annotation, molecular function: nucleic acid binding. The transcript is spliced from 10 exons. Lineage: Eukaryota; Viridiplantae; Streptophyta; Pinopsida; Cupressales; Cupressaceae. The record is from RefSeq and is a predicted model, not a curated record.
GACAGAAGCAAAACUCCUCACCCAUUCUUCAGGAAUCUCUUAUCCACAUUGCAAUUUAACACUCACAAACAUAAAGGAGAAUUACUUAGGAGUAGCUAAUUUGGGUUGAAGCAGAACAAGGUGCAUGUCAGCAGGAAAAAUGAUAAUUUCUUUGGGAUCUGCAAGACAUUUUGUCACCCCAGGUGUAUCAUGUUCUUCGUGUAGCAUUUCUCGGGGACACAUUGUUUCUUCAACCAUUUGGGCCAAACGUUGUAAUGCAAAGAAAGCCAGUUACAUAUUGAGGGUCCGGUCAAGAGGAGAAAAUUGGCUUACAGUGCGGGCUUCUGCCAAAUCAAAUAAGGCGAAAAUAAGUGCAGAAGUAACUGAAACAGACGGCAAGCUGCUAAAAGCUUCCAAAAUUGUACUACAGGAUUAGAGAGUUGCUGAUUGGGAGAAAGCAAAGAAAUAUGAAAAGAGUGGUGAAAUAUAUGAAGGAAAGGUUGAUAAAUCAAAAAGUGGUGGUCUUCUAGUGCGUUUUCACUCCUUACAAGGAUAUUUACCCUCCUCUCAAAUGAUAAUUCCAAAAGAUCGGAACAAGCCACUGGUAGAGAUUCUCAAUGAUUUGAUUGGUUCUACAGUUUCUGUAAAGGUAAUUGAAGUAAAUGAUGAAGAAAACAAAUUGACAUUCUCUCAGAAACUUGCAACAUGGGAAAAGUAUAUCGAUCAAGUCAAUGUGGGAGAUGUGUUUGAAGGAAAAGUCAACAGUUUGGUUGAGUUUGGUGCCUUUGUAUACUUGCGCUUUCCUGAUGGAGGCUACCAUAUAGAGGGAUUGGUUCACAAAUCUGAGAUUUCAUGGGAUUUAGUUCGUGACAUAAAGGAUUUUUUGAUAGAAGGCGAAACCGUUCGUGUAAAAGUUGUUAAAAUAGACAAACAAAGGUCAAGGAUGGAAUUAUCAAUCAAACAACUGCAGGCUGAUCCUUUGUUUGAGACUUUGGAUACGUUGAUGCCUCCAGAAGGAAUAAACAUGGGUGCAUCAAAUGCUGAUGUUGGCGUACCCAAUGAACAACUUCCGGGUUUAGAGCAAAUCUGUCAAGAACUUCGUCAGGAGGAAGGGAUACUCGAUGUUAAAAUUGGAAGACAAGCACUUGAAAAACGAGUUGUCUCUCAGGACCUGGAACUUUGGCUUUCAAAUAUUCCUAGUGAAAGUGGUAAAUUUACUCUCCUUGCUCGUGCUGGUAGACAGGUACAAGAAGUACAGUUGCAUACUUUUCUUGACAGGGAGGGACUCAAACAAGCUGUGCAAAGGGUCAAGGCAAGAGUUCCAUGAGUGCUUGGGAUGCUUCUUGUUUAGAUCAAGCCAUAUUUCAACAUGAGUAUUCCAACAGUGCAAUUCGUUUUCAACUAAGUUCCUCUAGAGUGGUUCCGUCCUUGUGAUGAAUAUCAGUUUCUACAUCUGCCAUUGAAAGGAUGCUACAUAUGCUGCUAAUAUGGGACACAUAAAUAAUGUUUACUGAGGAAGGAACAGGUUUGACAUCAGAAUAUGGUGGCUAGUACAGAUAAGAAGCACAACCACUAUAUAUUCUUAUUCAUGGGUAAUGUGAUUGAAUGCCAAGUUGUCAACUGUAACAAUUGAAAAUACAUUAUGUGGAAACUCUCAUAAAAUUUUGUUUGUGUGCAGUUGCAAAUAUGAUUGCAAUUUAUUAUUUUCCAUAAGGAGUAUUGUAUGGUGUUAUCCUACUUUAAAUGUUUAUUCUAUUUUUUGUAUGUUGAAUAUUAAGACAUAUUGGCCCAUAAACAUCUCUUGUGGUAUGCAUGAUCUAUCAUUUGUGUUGUGUUAUUUU